AUGGCUACUGUAUAUGAGCAGCUAUAUGACACUCUGGACAUUGUUGGAGGACCAGAGGUGCGAGCACAGGCUACUGCCAAGGCCACAGUGGCAGCCUUUGCAGCCAGUGAGGGCCAUGCCCACCCAAGGGUGGUGGAACUGCCAAAGACAGAGGAGGGUCUGGGCUUUAACAUCAUGGGGGGCAAAGAGCAAAAUUCCCCCAUCUACAUCUCCAGAGUGAUCCCUGGUGGGGUGGCCGAUCGCCAAGGAGGGUUGAAGAGAGGAGACCAGCUGCUGUCUGUCAAUGGAGUGAGCGUCGAGGGGGAGCACCAUGAGAAGGCUGUGGAGCUACUGAAGGCCGCCCAGGGUUCAGUCAAGCUGGUGGUCCGCUACACCCCAAAGGUCCUGGAGGAAAUGGAGGCUCGCUUUGAGAAGAUGAGGAGCGCCCGGAGACGACAGCAGCACACCAGCUACUCAUCUCUAGAGUCCAGGGGCUAGCUAAUCCAAUGCCUCCAUCCACCUCAUCGUCCAACCCUCCUGACUCUUCUGUUCUAGGGGGAGGCAAGACCAUAGAUGGAAAGCAAAAAACCAAAGUAGCCUACCAACACCUGUUAACCUGAACUUCUUCAUGAAGCCAACGCUGCAGUUUAGGAUUUUCUUCCCUGCCUCUUUCCCUAUUUCUUAGAGAAAUGCAACAGUAAGCUUGUUGUCAGACCAUGCUUGUAUUUUCACCUUUCCAGUGUGAAAUCAUCCUCAGCAUCCUGUUACAUAAGGGCAAUAUAUUCUCUUUAGUGAGUGGCUUAACUAGAACCAAGUGUUCACGACUUGAAAAUUAGAGUGGUUUUACCUUUGCAUUCUCAUGUAGUGCACUGCACUCCUCAACCAUGUCCACUGUCUGCAGUUAGAGCUGAGUAGCAGAGGAAUUAUGUGGAAACUGAAACCUUCAGCCUUCACCACCAUUUCUCCAUCAGAUGUCGGAGCUAGAGGGCUAAUCAUUAGCAUUACAUCAACUACACAGGAGUCAGUAGCUGGCAAGUGUCAUCUUAUAAAGUUUAUUUGUGUGUUCAUUUAUUUGCAUAAUUUAUUCAUGAAAUAAAGUCUGUGUAAAUUCAA
Molecule: messenger RNA, 1092 nt
Organism: Epinephelus moara (kelp grouper)
Lineage: Eukaryota; Metazoa; Chordata; Actinopteri; Perciformes; Serranidae
Product: protein lin-7 homolog B
Exons: 5
Coding region: 1-477 (158 amino acids)
Biological process (GO): maintenance of epithelial cell apical/basal polarity; neurotransmitter secretion; protein localization to basolateral plasma membrane
Cellular component (GO): MPP7-DLG1-LIN7 complex; cell-cell junction; basolateral plasma membrane
Molecular function (GO): L27 domain binding
Source: RefSeq, a predicted model, not a curated record